UCGUUGCCAUCUUCGUUUCCAUUGAACACAGCACAGCUAUUAGUAAUUAUCUCUUUAUUUCCCUUUUUUAUCUUGUUCCAUUUGGAACAAAUUUAUUUUCCUGUAUGAUUUUUCUUUUGCUGCAUUCAUGAAUCUCGUGAUGUGCUUUGGAUCGUUCUUAAAAUUUGAGAACUGCUUUCAAAUGCGUGUAUUAUGAUCAGGAGAUGGAGCAAUUUCGUCACAUUGGGGAGGUACUAGGGAGCAUGAAAACUCUAAUGGUUUUCAGAGACAAUAUCCAAAUCAACCAGCGGCAGUGCUGUCUGUUGCUUGAUAUCUUCAGCUUCGCUUACGAAACAAUAGCAGAGGAGAUGAGACAGAACCUGAGGUUUGAAGAAAAGAACCUGAAAUGGAAAGUUCUUGAGCAGCCUCUGAGAGAACUACACAAAAUUUUCAAAGAAGGAGAAGCAUAUAUUAGACAGUGCUUGGAAACCAAGGAUUGGUGGGCUAAAGCCAUUACCCUCUAUCAGAACACUGACUGCAUUGAAUUUCACAUCCACAACUUGCUUUGUAGCAUUCCCAUUGUCAUCGAAGCGAUUGAGACUGCAGGAGAGUUUUCUGGGUGGGAUCAGGGUGAUGUUCAAAAGAAGAGAUUCGUGUAUCUUAGCAAGUAUAGAACAGAAUAUAAAGAUUCCAACCUUUUCCAGUGGAAAUUUGGAAAACAGUACCUCGUGACUCAGGAUUUUUGUGAUCGAUUUGACACAGUUUGGAAGGAAGACAGAUGGAUACUUCUAAACAAGCUCCAGGAAAAGAAAACAUCGUGUUCGAGCACGUAUGAUAAACAACUCAAUGUUCUUCUUUCCACGAACUUAGAUGGGUCAGAGCCUCUGUAUGGAAGACUCUUGCCAAGUUCAAUCCUUUUGAGGUCUAGGGACUACCUGGUGAGGAGACGAUUAGGGGGUGGGAGUCAAUACAAGGUGAUCCAAUGGUUGGGAGAAAGCUUUGCCAUAAGGCAUUUUUUUGGAGAUAUUGAACCUCUUGUUCCGGAGAUUUCAAACCUAUUAUCUCUUUCCCACCCAAAUAUAAUGCACUUUCUUUGUGGGUUCACUGAUGAGGAAAAGAAAGAGUGUUAUCUGCUUAUGGAACUUAUGAACAAAGACCUCUCCAGCUACACCAAAGAGGUUUCUGGCCCAAGGAAACGGAAUCCAUUCUCACUUUCAGCUGCAGUCGAUCUUAUGCUUCAGAUUGCAAGAGGAAUGGAAUAUCUGCAUUCCAAGAAAAUCUACCAUGGAGAUUUGAAUCCUUGUAAGAUUCUUGUCAAAGCAAGAGGCAGCAGCUCAACAGAAGGUAACUGUCAUGCAAAAGUUUCAGGGUUUGGACUAUCCUCCGUUCGAAAUGUCAGCCAAAAAAGCUCUUCAAAUCAAAAUGGAACCCUCCCAUUCAUUUGGUAUGCCCCAGAAGUUCUGGAAGAGCAAGAACAGAAUGGAAGUGCAGAGAGUACCAAGUACACAGAAAAGUCUGAUGUGUACAGUUUUGGAAUGGUCUGCUUUGAACUUUUAACUGGGAAAGUUCCUUUUGAGGAUAGCCAUCUUCAAGGAGACAAAAUGAGUAGGAACAUUAGGGCAGGAGAGAGACCUCUUUUCCCAUACUAUUCACCAAAAUACUUGACCAAUUUGACAAAGAGAUGUUGGCAUUCCGAUCCAAACCAACGGCUAAGUUUCUCAUCCAUCUGUAGGAUUCUUCGUUAUGUAAAACGGUUCCUUGCACUGAAUCCUGAUUACAGUAGCCAGCAAGAUCCACCAACACCAAUGGUAGAUUACAUUGACAUCGAGUCUGGACUCUUGAGGAAGUUCUCUUCAAUGGGAUGCCCUGAUCCAUUGCCAACAUCACAAGUCCCAUUUCAGAUGUUUGUUUACAGAGUUGAGGAGAAAGAGAAAACAAAUUCAAACCUAAAAGAAAAUUCGGAAUCAGGAAGUGAUGGAGCUUCAGCUUGUGGGGAUGAAAAUAUGCUAAUGAUGGACGACCAAAUCUUCUCACCUGCAAAUGAAAGGAAGUCUUUAGCUUCACCUGAAAGGAUGAACAAGAGAAACUCGUUGCCAAACAGAUCUCCAGAUUUUAAAGUAAAUAGACAACAAGGAACACCAAAAGGACGAGUAAGACCUCCACAAAUAACCCCUUGUGGGCGUAGUAUGAGAAUGAGUUCAGAAAGCCAGCUAAUAUUGAUGAGUCCAGUGUCGAGUAAAAGAAUACCCAGAUCACCUUCUGGUCAUGCCUCAGAUUCCGAACUCUCCUAGCUAGCUAGACUUCGAUGCCACCAAAUCAUCUAUUCGAUCUCACUCGUAAUUAAGUUCCAGAAAUCUGGGAUAUCUAGCUCAGAAAUAUAGACAAAGAUAUAAACAGUUGAAAUGGCAUGAAAAGAUUCAUGGAGCUGACCCAAGCAAUUCAAAUAAUGAGAAAAUGCCAUUGUUCUCGCAAAGGAACCAUUUAUCUUUUGACAAAAAAUGAAAAAGGAAAAAUAUUGAAUUUUUGUUGCAACAAAUUUUUUGUGACAAAAACGACUUUCUAGGAUGGUUUUUAUUUUCUCUUUUGGAUCCAUCACAGAAGAUCAAUAUAUUUAGUGAUGGUGUUCACUGAACGUUCGUGGCUGUGACACAUCCGUACCAUCACUUAGGGCUACUAUCCAUCUGGCUAGGUUUGAUAAAUUCAAAGUUAUUAUGAGGAUUGCGGGUAUUGAAUGCAAGAAGGGGUUGUGAUGGAAUUCAACUUUGUUGAUGAAGACGGCUCAAUAGUAUAAAAGGCCUCUGACUUAUUGGGGUGGCCUAGGGAUGAUGAUUGGGAUGUAGUUCCCUUUUUGUAGAAUUUUGUAGGCUUUUCUACAAAGUCACAAGCACCAUUUCUAGGUCUUUGUACGUUAUAUCUAAUGAAUAUUGUCAACAUGACAGGUGAAAAAACAGUUGGGUGAAACGUACGAGAGUGAGGAAAGUAGGCUACGGGAUAUGGGAAUGAACAUGAAGACUAAGGGAAUGCUUGGAGAAUGA
Juglans microcarpa x Juglans regia is the source of this 3014-nucleotide messenger RNA. Its product is annotated as serine/threonine-protein kinase ULK1-like. NCBI's taxonomy places the organism in Eukaryota, Viridiplantae, Streptophyta, Magnoliopsida, Fagales, Juglandaceae. The transcript has 2 exons. Bases 204 to 2270 code for a protein of 688 amino acids. Gene Ontology annotation, molecular function: protein kinase activity; ATP binding. The record is from RefSeq and is a predicted model, not a curated record. Gene Ontology annotation, biological process: protein phosphorylation; signal transduction. Gene Ontology annotation, cellular component: cytoplasm.